AUGGGUUCAUUGCGAAGGUCUGCUGUGCUGUUGCUUUUGACUUUCACAGUAUCAGAGGCAUACGCAGCGAGGAUCAUUGGGGGUCAGGAGGUUUCACCAUACUCCAUCAAAUAUCAGGCAUCCCUGCAGGAUGAGAAAGGGCAGCACUACUGUGGAGGAACCUUAGUGCACCCUCAGUGGGUGGUGUCUGCUUGCCACUGCUGGAAGCCGAGCAGUCUGAUGAGGGUGGUGUUGAGUGAACACAGCUUGGUCACAACAGAAGGAUUUGAACAGAUCUUCAAUGUCUCGAAGAUAUAUGUCCACAACUACAACUACAAGACAUUCAACAAUGACAUUAUGCUCAUUAUGUUGAGUGAACCGGCACAGCUGAACGCAAAUGUCCAGCCAGUUGCUCUGCCUGAUGAACACACCCCUCCGCUUGUUGAUGACAUCUGCACAGUGAGCGGCUGGGGCGUGACACAGAUUUACAGUUACUACCUGUCCCCUGUGCUACGUGCUGUGGAUGUGAGAAUCCAGCCUUACUGCAUAUAUUACUACUGGGGCAGGAUCACCCCAAACAUGCUGUGUGCUGGAUCUCGGAUGGGUGGCAAAGAUUCCUGCCAGGGUGAUUCUGGUGGGCCCCUCAUCUGCAACGGCUUCUUUGAAGGCAUUGUCUCCUGGGGUAUCAGCUGUGCAAACCCAUACUUCCCUGGGGUCUACACCAAAGUGAGAAACUAUGUUGAGUGGAUGAAAUGGAUUAUCGACACUAACACACCAUAAACAGUUGCCAUGAUCCUUGAUGAGCACACCGCAGAGAUUUUGAUUCAUUCAUUUUGAAAACAAACUGAGAUGCCGAUUCAUGAUUAUUGACAGAUUAUUUUCAAGUGCUUUAUGAAAACUACUAACUUUCUUUCUGUUUUUUUUAUAGUACUAAAUGUCAACUUAACACACUAUGUUAUGUAGAGCCAAGGUUAUUAGUCAUUUCUUGAUAUAAGGUUUCCUAAACAUAUACUAAAAUGCUUAUAAUUCAUUGA
Molecule: messenger RNA, 1013 nt
Organism: Lates calcarifer (barramundi perch)
Lineage: Eukaryota; Metazoa; Chordata; Actinopteri; Centropomidae
Product: trypsin
Exons: 5
Coding region: 1-759 (252 amino acids)
Biological process (GO): proteolysis
Molecular function (GO): serine-type endopeptidase activity
Source: RefSeq, a predicted model, not a curated record